AACGCAAUAGAUUUGACUGGAGAAAUAUGUUUUCCAACGGUUAAACUUUACCCAGACAAUUUCGACUUUGAAUGCAUACCUCCCAAUUCAUAUGCGUACACUAAUGUCAUUCUGCAGAACAUCACCUUUUUACCAGCGAGUUUUACUUGGGAAAUUUUUGAGGAUAUGGUAGAAAUCGAAAAUUUACCGGAGAUGAAGACUGUGAUGCAUCGGGAGCUUGAGGAAACAUCUUCGUCGUCUGUAAUCGACGAUAUAGUUUAUGAGGAGGCAGGACAUUUUAAAUCUAAAUCGAUUCUUUCCACAAGCUUGGAAAGAAGAUCUGAAAUCAUUCGUAAGCAAGAAAUGAUGUCCAUUAGCAUAAAAAGACCCUCCUUACCCAAGACAGACAAGAGACCGUCCGAUAUAGUGGCAGAGAAAAGUAGAAAGACCUUAACAGAUGAGACACAGAACGUCAGCUUUAUCGGAAGGACACAGGAUUUCUACGUAGAAUGGAGCACUGACCGAUAUAACGAGGAAGCGAAGAGCAUCUUCAGAAAUCUUGUCGCAGGUUUUCGGACGCCCGAUGAAAACGAGGACGAUACGUUUUUUAGUGGUGUUAAAACGAAGAAAAGAUCCGCUCUCAGCAAUAUGAUUACAAUUGAACCUUCGAACGGUUGUCUGGAUCCUUACGAGUAUAUUGUAGUAUCGAUAGGGUUUUUUCCCCCGCCGAAUGUCAAAAUCAAGUUCACCGCCGUUUGUGCCAUAAGUGGGGGAGAAACAGAGAGUAUUGUGGUGUCUGGAAUGUCGUCAAGUAUGUCAUACAAGUUGAGUUCGGAUGUUAUCGACUUUGGGAGACAGCUUUUUUGUGAAGUUUGCGAGAGGUAUUUUACACUGACGAAUGACGGAUAUGCAGAUUUCCAUUUCAAGAUGAUCAACGGGGAUGGCUCAUUCGAUGAAUGUACUAAAAUGACGGGCUGGUUGGAUGUUACUCCAGCUAAAGGAUUUCUCAAAUCUGGUGAACGCGUGAAGUUCAUUGUGAAAUAUUUUCCAGGAGUGACAGGAGAGUUCAAGAAAAAUAUUAUUUUCGAAGUGAGACAUCAGACUUUAUAA
This is a messenger RNA of Leptinotarsa decemlineata (Colorado potato beetle), 1089 nucleotides long. RefSeq names its product hydrocephalus-inducing protein homolog. NCBI's taxonomy places the organism in Eukaryota, Metazoa, Arthropoda, Insecta, Coleoptera, Chrysomelidae. The record is from RefSeq and is a predicted model, not a curated record. Gene Ontology annotation, biological process: cilium movement; axonemal central apparatus assembly. Gene Ontology annotation, cellular component: axoneme.